Gymnogyps californianus (California condor) is the source of this 1461-nucleotide messenger RNA. It is a transcript of the gene ERG28, whose product is annotated as ergosterol biosynthesis 28 homolog. Gene Ontology annotation, molecular function: protein-macromolecule adaptor activity. Lineage: Eukaryota; Metazoa; Chordata; Aves; Accipitriformes; Cathartidae. The record is from RefSeq and is a predicted model, not a curated record. The coding region runs from base 61 to 483 and encodes 140 amino acids. The transcript has 4 exons. Gene Ontology annotation, cellular component: membrane; endoplasmic reticulum.
CGACGCCGGGCGGUGAUCGCGGCCCGGUCCUUGCGAGCAGGUUUCGUGCCGGCCGGGAGGAUGAGCCGGUUCCUGAACGUGCUGCGCAGCUGGCUGGUGAUGGUGUCGGUCAUCGCCGCCGGGAACACCCUGCAGAGCUUCCGCGACCACAGCUUCCUCUCGGAGAAGCUGUACACCGCCAGCCCCGGCCUCGUGAACGGGCUCCAGGCUCGGACCUUUGGCGUCUGGACCCUGCUGUCAUCAGUGAUCCGCUGUCUCUGCGCCAUCGACAUCCGCAAUAGGACCCUCUAUUACAUCACACUCUUCACCUUCUUUUUGGCCCUUGUUCACUUCCUCUCCGAGGUCUUCAUUUACCACACUGCAGCCUUGACAAUUGGAGUUAUGGCACCCCUCAUGGUAGCAAGUUUCUCUAUCUUGGGGAUGUUGAUUGGGCUGCAGUACCUGGAGGUAGAAGCACUGUCACAAAACAAGAAGAAAAACUGAAGCUGAGGGCCCUGUGUAGGUCAGCGUUGUCUCAUGUCUUCACUGCCAAACUUCCACUAAAGCUCAGCUGAACUUCUCCAGGACACCAGUCCCACUGGUGGGUCAAUGUUGGACUCUGUCAAUCAUUCUUCAUUACCAAGUGUUUUUUCUUGUCCAGGCAACAUUUUAACUGACUGAUGUCAAAGACCAAGUCCCAGAGGAGUUUGUGUCAAAGCUUGCAGGGGGGCAGUUGGUGACUGCCUCCCCGGAGGAUAGCAGGCAAUGCCUCAGGCGUGCCCAGUGCACUAAGGGCUUCUCUCCCAGUGUACCUGUGGGGAGGAGGUGUAGAGCUACCCAGGAUCCACUGAACACUUUGGACCAGAGAGAAUGUCUGCUGCCCCAGCACUGCUGUGUAACUCACAUAUGUGUGUUCCUCAGGGGCCAUUUCUAAUAAAUGACAGAAAACUGCAGGGCGCUAUGUCUGUCUUUCCACUACACAGCAGCGGGUAGAGGAUGUACAACCUCAGAGCAAACAGCAGUUUCUACUGUAUGUUGCAGAAUAAAUCAUCUCUCUUUACAACAAACCCCUUUCCCUGACUCCUCCUGACAAAGUUCAAGGUCUGACUGCUCACAUCACACACACACACGAAGAGAGUUGUUGCAGCUCUUGCUUCCGCAGCAUACUGGCGACAGCAAACUGCAUACAUCUGUGAGCAAGGACUGAGCUACCUUUGCAGUGAGCUAUAACUACAGAAGACAGAGAAAACAGGAACAGGUUGCUUAGACCAAGAGGAAAUAAUGCCCAAAGCAGAUGGGCAGUGCACAGAAGGUAGGAAGGAACCAGCAGGAUCUCCUAGCUGGGAAGACGGUGCAUGUGCAGAAGAAAGAAAGGAAAAACACAGAAGGGAGGAAAAGAGCACAACAGUAGCAGUGGGCAGAAAGAUGAUUUUUCCAUUCUGCAAAACAUUUCAGGCUAUUAAAAGAGUCAGAUGUAGACUG